Molecule: messenger RNA, 1757 nt
Organism: Siniperca chuatsi (mandarin fish)
Lineage: Eukaryota; Metazoa; Chordata; Actinopteri; Centrarchiformes; Sinipercidae
Product: aquaporin-2
Exons: 7
Coding region: 34-1143 (369 amino acids)
Biological process (GO): transmembrane transport
Cellular component (GO): plasma membrane
Molecular function (GO): water channel activity
Source: RefSeq, a predicted model, not a curated record
CUGAGGAGGUUCCCUUUGUCCCAGACUGUGUUGAUGCCAGUGAGGCUGAAAACCCAAAGCGAAGUUUGUCCUUUGUUAGAGCUCUAUAAGAGACAGACGGUCAGCAGGCAGACAGGAGGACUUACCUGUACAUCACCUGGACCACCACCUGUAAUCUGUCUCUCAUUGGCCAACCUCUCUGUGAUUGACAGGUUGAUUCCAGUUGUGAUCAUGCUCAUCCCUCGUUGCCUGCGUCUGAUCCUGAGUGACAUCUGGACUCUGUCUUGCUUACAUCACUUCCUGCUGGAGUUCCUAGGCACUGCCCUCUUCCUGUCUGCCAGCCUAUCAGCUGUCCUGAUAAUGCCACCGGCUGCUGGGAGACCAGGACUGGAUCUGAGGUGUGCCGGCAACCAGAGCAACCGGAUUUACCUGAACAACACGAGUAACCCAAGCAACCUGAGCAACCAGAGAGACCUGACCACCUUGUCUUCUGCUCUGGACCUGUCUGGACUCGUACCUGUCUCACCUGCAUGUCCUCUGCAGGUGGCGCUGGUGUUCGGUCUCUCCCUUGCCAUGGCAGCAGUCUGUGUGGGUGGGGAAGCUCACCUGAACCCAGCAGUAACCAUAGCAAUGGCCCUGAGCCUGAGGCUCCGCCUGUGGAAGGCAGCGCUGUAUGUGAUUGGUCAGUUGUUAGGGGGCGUGGCCUCAGCUGCACUGCUGCUAGGACUGACCGGAGAUGUGACACCUGCUCUCAACCAGGUCUCCCAUGGUGUCCCGCUCCGCCAGGCUGUCACCGUGGAAACGUUAGUUACCCUCCAGCUGGUCCUGGUUGUCUUGGCGACAGUUGACCUCCCCCUGCCGGCUGUGGUGUCUCCUCUGUUGGUUGGCCUGGCUGUCAGUCUGGGUCACCUGGUGGCUGUGGGUGCGACAGGUUGUGGGAUGAACCCGGCUCGGUCGUUCGGUCCAGCCGUCGUCACGCUCGACUUCAGCAACCACUGGGUGUUCUGGGCGGGGCCUGGUCUGGGGGCGUGUCUCGCUGCUGUCCUGAACAACCUGUUGCUACGGCCACGCUGGCGUGACCCCGGACACUGGUGGGCGGAGCUAAAACAGUUGUAUGUGUUUACGGACAAACAGCAGCAGGUGGCGCUGUCACACAUGCCAUAACACCUGUACAAACACAUCAACUUGUUUUUUGUCACUUAGGAGGACUUAUGUUGACAAACAAAAAGCUACAGACACACAUUACAUUCACCAAUGAAAAAGGAAAUAUGAGACGUUUUGAAGUGAUUGACUCGUGUAUCUCAUAAUGCUGACUUAGAAUUACCAGAAAACGAUGUCUUAAUAUUUGAACAAAUUGUUUGUUUAGAGGUUAACCCUCUUGAGAUUAAUCAUCUAAUUUUCACAAAAUGAGAUACGGUCUCUAUUUUGCCGCUAGGUAAAUACAGUGCACUUUUGUAAAAACAAAGACAAAACAUUUCCCUUGUGAUGACCAGCUUCCCCAUAGUCUCCAUAAUGUGUGUUGCUGAUUUAUGCCCCCACAAUGUAUCCAACAUACAGUAUUAAAUUUAUACUAGUAAAACGCACACACCAUAAAACUUCAAUUAAAAGCCGAGCUCCAAAUAGACGCCGAUCCCUUUUACUGGCCGGGUGUGGCUACACAUUUUGACGUCUCCAUCAGACGCCGGGUUAGGUUUUUAAUAGUUUAUAGUUUAAUUGUUUCCAUGGAAACAAUUAGGACCUAAUUGUUUCUAAUUAGGUCAGUUUCAGGUGAAACUAGG